Tribolium castaneum (red flour beetle) is the source of this 1896-nucleotide messenger RNA. It is a transcript of the gene Gbs-70E, whose product is annotated as Glycogen binding subunit 70E. The transcript has 4 exons. Gene Ontology annotation, cellular component: protein phosphatase type 1 complex. The coding region runs from base 262 to 1269 and encodes 335 amino acids. Gene Ontology annotation, molecular function: glycogen binding; protein phosphatase 1 binding. The record is from RefSeq and is a predicted model, not a curated record. Gene Ontology annotation, biological process: regulation of glycogen biosynthetic process. Lineage: Eukaryota; Metazoa; Arthropoda; Insecta; Coleoptera; Tenebrionidae.
UAUUUGCCGGCCAGUCAGAAGUUUGUUCCCAUCAAAGUGUGUGGUGUUACGCACUCACACCAAUAAUAACUAAAAUAACUUUUCAUUCAAAAAAUGUAAAUCCCCACACUUGUAAUCUUUAUUUUUUUCAUUAAUUUAUUUAUUUAUUUCUGUACAGAUAGUAGUGUUAUAUUUGAAUUAAUUAUCAAACAUGUUUGUCCAGUCAUAAAUAAAUUGGUGUGUAGUGUGUGUGAGAAGGAGUACCUUAAAAAAUCGCGUCCAAUGUGUCCUGCAGUAGCUUAUGAAAUGUUGGUGGCACACAGUCCGCCGGUGUUUAGCCACAGCCCUCCAACAGGAUAUCUUUCCGACUACACUUCUUCGUUCCGUUUCAACGUUGACCACAUCCCACGACCCUGUCGAAUAGUUGCUGCACCGUCUACAACCCAGACUUUACCUAACAAAAGUUUCGUCAAAAAAAUGCCUGCUUCCCCAAAACGUCCAUGUCUGGUUAUACGACCUGACGAUACUUCUGUUUGCAACGACGAAGACCCCACAAGUCCCACUCGGCUUAAAAAGAAAGUGGUGUUUGCUGAUGAUAAGGGCAUGUCUUUGACGCAUGUUCGAGUCAUGACGGAACCUUCGAACGUGCCACCGCUUUGGAGUUACAGAUUUUUGGCGGAGGUCACACAAGGACUUUCAGCUGAACCGGAAGUGGUGGACGAACCCUGGGAGAUCACGUUUCCACAGCCAGCGUCCGAUUACGUACAGUUUCGGAAGACUUUGGAAACAAAGAAGGUGUCGUUGGAGAAUGUAAUCGUCAAAGAGCCCGAAGACCUCAUUGUGGGAACGGUGAAAGUGAAUAAUAUUUCGUUCCAAAAAGAAGUCAUAGUUCGCAUAUCUUCUGAUAACUGGAAAACAUUUGAGGAUGCUUUUUGCAACUUUGUUCCAAAUGCUGGUUCUUCCAUGAGUCCUGCCUACGUCUUAUACGACACUUUUUCCUUUAAAAUACCUUUACGUCCAAGAGCGAAGAAAGUAGAAUUUUGUGUAUGUUUCCGUUGCAACGAGAAUGAAUACUGGGACAACAAUGAUGGAAAAAAUUAUAUAAUAAUGAAGAAAAUUCAAGACCAACAAAGAUAUAAAACUUUCACAGAGGAAGAUUUUUAUAAGAGAACACAAGAGACUGAUUCUUCAGUUACAUCGAAAUGUACUGAUGCCAUACAAGCUAAACUUGAUUCAUGGUCUGAAUUCGCCAGUUGGACACAUCUGGACAAUUCGGGCCCUUAUUGGUGAACCUUCAAGGAUUUGGACAAGUUGCUGAUUGUCAACCAAUAACAAACAUCUCCUUAUGGGACGCAUAACUCCGUGAAUUCACAUUUGCCAAACGAACAAAUCCUGUGGAGGAUUCGACGACUGCUUACCUCUGGAAUAGUCACUGAACCACCGAGUUUUAUAAAUGUUGAUUUAACGGUGCAAAAUACAUGAUGGACUGUGACUGAAUCUGUGAUAUACGACUAAAAUAAAUUAUAGUGUUAAUAAUAAAUACAAGUGCCAAACAACGAUAGUGCAAGAUAUUCUGAUUGUUUUAAACCUAGGUAGCUAUGUUGGAAAAGACUGAUGUAGAUAUUUACACAUCGAAUUCUUACUAUACUCUGUUUUUUUGUUGUUACAACUAAGUAUAAUUUUAUUAUUUUUGAUGUAUCAAUGAACUGGUUAGGUUUUAUUUGUACAGCUGCUUAAGUCACUGGUAGUUCCUUGCUUAGUUUUAGUCCUGAUAUGCUUGCAAUAUUUGAGUGUAGUUUUAUCGUUUGUUAUAUUGUAUACUUUGUUUCUUUAUGUUUUUGUGUACAUAUGCAAUAUUAUUUUUUGGAUUGUAUUGUUUUGUGGUCAUGAUAUUAAAAGACACAACGUUGAGAUUGA